ACCAUAGAAAUGUAGGGCUGGCCAGGACCUCAAGACGUCAGCAAGUCCAGCUCUCUCUGCCGAGGCAGGACCAAGUGCAGGGGCCGGUGAGUUUCGAGGAAGUGGCUGUGUAUUUCACCAGGGAAGAGGGGGUUCUGCUGGACCCCAUUCAGAGAACCCUCUACAGAGAUGUCAUGCAGGAGAACUAUGAGACGGUGGCCUUUCUGGGGUUUCCAGUUUCCAAACCUGAUGUGAUCUCGCAGCUGGAACGAGGGGAGGAGCCAUGGGUCCCAGACCUCCAGGGCUCUGAGAAAGAAGUGCUCCGGAGAGCUGCCUGCACAGGGAGUGACCUAUGGCUGGAUUCUCUCUGUCUCCUUUCAAGUGAUGGGAUGGUGAGUGAGAAUGAGGAGGAGACACCCCAGCAGGAAGAUGCUGAGCAAGUAGAACCCCAUGGGAUGUUAUCAGGAAGAUCCAAAGGGAAUGUUUCCAGGAGUUGUGCACUCCCAGAAAAAGCAAAAGCCUGUGAGACUCAGCAGAUGCCAGAGGAAAACUUGAGUAGCCACUCAGACCUUAUUACAUGUGAGAGAAUCAACUUGGAAGAGACACGCUACACAUGCCUUGAGUGUGGGAAAAGCUUCAAUCGGAGCUCAGACCUUCUCACACAUUGGAGAACCCACACUGGAGAGAAACCCUACACGUGCUCUGAGUGUGGGAAAAGCUUCAUUGAUCGUUCAACCCUCAUCUCACAUCAGCGAAUCCACACAGGAGAGAGACCGUACACAUGCUUUGAGUGUGGGAAAAGCUUUAAUCACAGCUCUACCCUGAGCGCACACAGGAGAAUCCACACGGGUGAGAAACCUUUUGGAUGCUCUGAGUGUGGGAUACACUUCAUUCGUAGUUCAGCUCUCAUCUCACAUCAGAGAAUCCACACAGGAGAGAAGCCCUACGCAUGCUCCGAGUGUGGGAAAAGCUUUAGUCAGCACUCACACCUUAUCACGCAUGGUAGAAUCCACACAGGAGAGAAACCCUACACGUGCGCUGACUGCGGGAAACGCUUCAACGAGAGCUCAAACCUCAUCACACAUCAGAGAAUCCACACAGGGGAGACGCCUUACACAUGCUCGGAGUGUGGGAAAAGCUUCAAGGAAAGCUCAAACCUUAUCGCACAUCGUAGAAUCCACACAGGAGAGAAGCCCUACACCUGCUCCGAAUGUGGGAAAAGCUUUAGUCAGCACUCAACCCUUAUCACACAUAAGAGAAUCCACACAGGAGAGAAGCCCUACAUAUGCUCUGAGUGUGGGAAAAGGUUUAGUCGGCACUCAACCCUUAUCAUACAUUCUAAAAUCCACACAGGAGAGAAGCCCUAUACAUGCUUGGAUUGUGGGAAAAGCUUUAGUCAGCACUCACAACUUAUCUCACAUUGUCGAAUCCACACAGGAGAGACGCCCUUCACGUGCUCUGAGUGUGGGAAAAGCUUCAAUGAGAGUUCAAACCUUGUCACACAUCAGAGAAUCCACACAGGAGAGAAGCCCUACAUAUGCUCUGAGUGUGGGAAAAGCUUUAGUCAGCACUCAACCCUUAUCACACAUGGUAGAAUCCACACAGGAGAGAAGCCCUACGCAUGCUCUGAGUGCGGGAAAAGCUUCAAUGAUCGCUCAAACCUUAUCACACAUGAGAGAGUCCACACUGGAGAGAAGCCUUACACAUGCUCUGAGUGCGGGAAAAGCUUCAAUCAGAGCUCAAACCUUAUCAGGCAUCAGAGAAUUCACACAGGAGAGAAGCCCUACACAUGCUCUGAGUGUGGGAAAAGCUUUAGUCAGCACUCACACCUUAUCAUACAUUUUAAAAUCCACACAGGAGAGAAGCCCUACACGUGCUCUGAGUGUGGGAAAAGCUUUAGUUGGCACUCAGAACUUAUCUCACAUUGUAGAAACCACACAGGAGAGAUGCCCUUCACAUGUUCUGAGUGUGGGAAAAGCUUUAGUCAGCAAUCCCACCUUAUCAGACAUCGCAGAAUCCAAACAGGAGAGACGCCCUACACGUGUUCUGAGUGCGGGAAAACCUUCAGUCGAAGCUCUGACCUGAUUAUACAUCGGAGAAUUCACACGGGUGAGAAACCUUAUGGAUGCUCUGAGUGUGGGAAACGCUUCAUUCAGAGCUCAACCCUCAUCACACAUCAGCGAAUCCACACAGGAGAGAGGCCCUACACAUGCUCUGAGUGUGGGAAAAGCUUUAAUCGGAGCUCUGACCUGAUUAUACAUCGGAGAAUCCACACGGGUGAGAAACCUUAUGGAUGCUCUGAGUGUGGGAAACGCUUCAUUCAGAGCUCAACCCUCAUCACACAUCAGCGAAUCCACACAGGAGAGAGGCCCUACACAUGCGCUGAGUGCGGGAAAAGCUUCAAAAGCAGCUCACACCUUAUUAGACAUCAGAAAAUCCACUUGGAAGAGAGACACUACACUUGCCAUGAAUGUGGGAAAAGCUUAAACCGGAGCUCAGACCUUCUCACACAUUGGAGAACCCACACUGGAGAGAAACCCUACAUGUGCUCUGAGUGUGGGAAAAGCUUUAGUCAGCGCUCAACCCUUAUUACACAUUGGAGAACCCACACUGGAGAGAAACCCUACACAUGCUCUGAGUGUGGGAAAAGCUUCAAUCGGAGCUCAAACCUUAUCACACAUGAGAGAAUCCACACAGGAGAGACGCCCUACACAUGCUCUGACUGCGGGAAAAGCUUCAAUCAGAGCUCAAACCUUAUCAGACAUCGUAGAAUCCACACAGGAGAGAAGCCCUACACAUGCUCUGAGUGUGGGAAAAGCUUCAGUCAGCACUCGCACCUUAUCUUACAUUUUAAAAAGCACACAGGAGAGACGCCCUUCACAUACUCUGAGUGUGGGAAAAGCUUUAGUCAGCAACCACAGUUUAGCAGACAUCGUCGAAUCCAAACAGGAGAGACACCCUACACGUGCUCUGAGUGUGGGAAAACCUUCAGUCGGAGCUCUAAGCUAAUUAUACACCAGAGAAUUCACACGGGUGAGAAACCUUAUGGAUGCUCUGAGUGUGGGAAAUGCUUCAUUCAGAGCUCAACCCUCAUCAUACAUCAACGAAUCCACACAAGAGAGAGGCCCUACAUAUGCUCUGAGUGUGGGAAAAGCUUCAGUCGGAGCUCUGACCUGAUUACACAUCGGAGAAUCCACAUGCAUGAGAAACCUUAUGGAUGCUCUGAGCGUGGGAAAUGCUUCAUUCAGAGCUCAACCCUCAUCACACAUCCGCGAAUCCACACAGGAGAGAGGCCCUACAUAUGCUCUGAGUGUGGGAAAAGCUUCAAAAACAGCUCAUACCUUAUUAGACAUCAGAAAAUCCACGUGAGAGAGAACUGUAAGAAAUGCCUUGAUUAGGGCUGGGCAAAGAUUUUUUUUUUAAAUCACAUUUGCUAAUUCUCACAUAGUGAUCUGUGCACCAUCUUCACUGUGGUCUGUCAGCUCCCUGAGAUCAGUUGCCUGCAUCUGCCUUUUGCAGCUCACCCUUCUUUGGGGUCAGUCCUGUGAUCUUUUCAACUGCUUUCCUUUUGAGUCAUAGGAAUGUGUGUCCCUCCAGCCAGGAACAUUCAACAGCUCCCAGAUGGGGAGAGAGGUUUGAUCCCAACAAGCUUCACUGAGUCAAAAACUACCCGUGCCUUACAUCCACUAGGUCUGUACAUGGCUUUGGCUCCUCAAGUGUGUGAUCUUGGUGUAAAAGGACAAUUCUAGUGGUAGAGCAGAUGCAGCUCAGGUGCAGUGUUUGGCAUUAGCUUUCCCCUUGACCUGACCUAAACUCCAUCACUUUUCCUAGUCUAAACAAACCCUGAGCAUCACAGUUAUACUGUUCCCCCAUUUCAAAGCAAUUGUUAGUCAUCAAGUUCCCCCUUCGGGAACAAAUGAUUUCAUUCCCAGUUGCUCUGAUGUUGCUUCAGGUUGUGUUGGAGAGCAGAUUUUUUUUUCCUCCCUUAAAAUAUAUUGAACUAUAAUAAAGAAAAUAUAAUAUAUAUAUAAAAUAAUAAAAAAGGAACAGGGCAGGGAUAGGGGAAAAUGUCAUUUCCCCUCUGUAACAACAGAAGAAGAUAGGGUCAGUCAGAGGGAUUCCCUUAUUCCCCAUCACCAUCCCAAUCCCCCCCGUUGUUCAAUUGCUUAAGUUAAUUUUUUUUCUAAAGGGCUGGGAAGAGGAUUCCCUAGUAAAAAUAACUUGUAACUAAGCAAAAUACCCAUGCACUUGGCUCCUAAAGCAGUUGUGGCCCAGGUCCUGCAGGAGGUCGCUCCUGAAGAUAUCUCCUUCCUAAUCAGAUGCAUGUUGCCUAUUAUUUGGGAAAUGCAAUCCCUAUCUAGGUCGGGAUGGGAAAAAUGGAAGUGACGUUUCUGUUCAGCUCACCCCUGGGAGAUCCUGCAAACGUGUAGAAAAUGAAAUCCAUGUUGAAUGGGAUAUACCUGCAGAAAGACACCUAUUGUUAAUAGAUACCUGACAUUUGGUGUCUUACAGGGAUUCUAAGCAGCACCUGAAUUUAGUCCCUAAUUUAAGUCUGUGCCACCAGAUUAAAGGAAUAAAAGGACAUAUUUUGGGGAGUUAUAACUCACUAUCGCUACUGAUAUGUUGUGUGGUUGGUGAAGAAUUCUGCACCAGAGAAGUGUAAAAUUACUCCAAGGAAGGUCAAGGAUUUGACAGGAACUCAGGUAGAAAUUGCACGUGCUAGUGGUUGAUUUUCACCCCAGAGAUGGACGCUAUGGUGACCUGUGGCCCAGGUAAACUAUUUUUAGAACGCUGCUCCCUAGUUAAGUGGCACUGAUCACACUCCUACAGGAUGCCAUGAUUACACUGGGCACAGCUGUCUUUUACCAUUUGGAUCCAAAGUUUCAUGAAGCACAGAAAGAAACAGCUGAUUCCUUCAGAGCCAUUCCAUGCUUAUUGGUCCCAAUCUGGCUGCCUUGUUGGACAAGAAGCACUUCCAUGCUGGGCAAAUGAUGGUAGCCAAUGAGGGAAUGUAUCGGAUUCCCAGUUCAGACUGCAGGAUACAUGAAUGCUAAGUCCAGAAUCUGUGUUUUGCUAUUAAGUCUAAUGCAUUUGUAUCACUUCUUCUCCUGCUGCUACUUUGAAAGAUUAGAAAGUGUAAAAAUACAGCACAGGUGGUUUUUCCUCGUGAUGCGAUCUUCCUGCGUAGUGUGAGACCCCUUCCACCCACACUUAUGGGAGAAGAUCCAGGGAGAAAUGAACUCUCAGAAAUGGAAGGCGGCUCCUAGCUUAUGGUAGAAUGUGACUUCACACAGAGCUCACUGGGUGGAAAUGGGAAUCAAGAGAAAGCUGCCCUAUAGGUUUAUAUUUUGUAAUCUUUGAAUAAGUUGUUACCAGCAACAAUGAAAUUUAACAUGAAGUUAAUCAGUGUAAUGUAAGAGGCUGAUCAUGUGAUAACUUGCAGUGUUACAACAGAAUUCACGUUUUCUUAUAGAAUCAUAGAAUAUCAGGGUUGGAAGGGACCCCAGAAGGUCAUCUAGUCCAACCCCCUGCUCGAAGCAGGACCAAUUCCCAGUUAAAUCAUCCCAGCCAGGGCUUUGUCAAGCCUGACCUUAAAAACCUCUAAGGAAGGAGAUUCUACCACCUCCCUAGGUAACGCAUUCCAGUGUUUCACCACCCUCUUAGUGAAAAAGCUUUUCCUAAUAUCCAACCUAAACCUCCCCCACUGCAACUUGAGACCAUUACUCCUCGUUCUGUCAUCUGCUACCAUUGAGAACAGUCUAGAGCCAUCCUCUUUGGAACCCCCUUUCAGGUAGUUGAAAGCAGCUAUCAAAUCCCCCCUCAUUCUUCUCUUCUGCAGGCUAAACAAUCCCAGCUCCCUCAGCCUCUCCUCAUAACUCAUGUGUUCCAGUCCCCUAAUCAUUUUUGUUGCCCUUCGCUGGACUCUCUCCAAAUUAUCCACAUCCUUCUUGAAGUGUGGGGCCCAAAACUGGACACAGUACUCCAGAUGAGGCCUCACUAAUGUCGAAUAGAGGGGAACGAUCACGUCCCUCGAUCUGCUCGCUAUGCCCCUACUUAUACAUUCCAAAAUGCCAUUGGCCUUCUUGGCAACAAGGGCACACUGCUGACUCAUAUCCAGCUUCUCGUCCACUGUCACCCCUAGGUCCUUUUCCGCAGAACUGCUGCCUAGCCAUUCGGUCCCUAGUCUGUAGCUGUGCAUUAGGUUCUUCCGUCCUAAGUGCAGGACCCUGCACUUAUCCUUAUUGAACCUCAUCAGAUUUCUUUUGGCCCAAUCCUCCAAUUUGUCUAGGUCCUUCUGUAUCCUAUCCCUCCCCUCCAGCAUAUCUACCACUCCUCCCAGUUUAGUAUCAUCCGCAAAUUUGCUGAGAGUGCAAUCCACACCAUCCUCCAGAUCAGAAGGUUCCUCCAGAACCUUCUUCUAGUUCUCUCCCUGCCCCCUCCUACUACAUAGGAAAUGGUGGCUAAUCCUGAAAUUAAAACCUCACUCCAAAGGAAUUAGAGUGGGGGAAUAUGUGAGAGAAAUAGCAUGCAUGAGAAUAGAGUCCCAGUAUAGACUGUAAUUAUUUCUAUUUAAAAUGGAAUUUAUUAUAAUAAAUUUUAAAAUAAAUUUUCCCUGAAGAGGAAAAUUACUUGAGACAAGAUGUGUAGCCUUUUACCCAGUUAGAGGGUAACAGCCACAGAGUUCCCCAGGGCUCUUGUUUGCAAAGCAAAGAAGUGACAUCAGGCAGGAGAUGUCAAGAUCUAAACUGGUGAUGGGCGUGUGAUGGGAGAUUUUCUGGGUUAUUUUUUUGGUUUGUUUUUUUAAUUUAAUUUUAAUUUUGCAACCAGUUACUUUUAUAGGUGCUGAAGACCCUUUUCCUUUUGAGAACAGCUAUUUAACCAUCAGGCCUGGCUCUGGAAACCUCCCCAAAGCUGGCCUUGUGUGUCUUUUCUGUUUGAUAUCUUUGGGGUUCACACAUCCACACUAAGUGCGGUUCACAGCAAUGGAUACUUUGAGAAACCUGCUGGGUGAAGCAGGCCUUUUCCAAAACGACAUUGGCCGAAAGUCUGCCUCAAUUCAGCUGGAUUGGAACAGGUCUGUAUCAAAGGAGUGGUGCACACCUGAUUUGCCCAGAGACCUUGGGGGAGGUGUGGUAAGAUAGGGUAAGUAGGAAUCGACACCAAAAAAGUUAAAUGUAAGGGUGAAAGAACUUCACCUUGCAGAUCAACAAGCCUGUUCUUUUCAUUCCCACUGAAGCAUCUGGCACUGGUCACUCUCAGGGAACACACUGGGCUAGAUGACCAUUGGUCUGACCCAGUAUGGCCAGUCUUGCGUUCUUAUGUAAGCCACAUAGGGCCUUGUCUACACUGGCAAGUUUCUGCGCAGUAAAGUAGCUUUCUGCAGUGUAACUCCCAAGGUGUACACACAGCCAAGCCACUUAGUGCACAGAAACUGCAAUUGCAGCUCUGUAAAAAAAAAAAAAAAAAAGCCACCCCGUUGAGAGGCGUAGAGCUUUCUGUGCCAGGACUACAGCGCCGCGGUGCAAGUGUAGACACGCUGGUCGAUCACAGCGCUGCGAUUGGCCUCCGGAAGGUGUCCCACAAUCCCUGUUCUCGCCUCUCUGGUCAUCGGUUUGAACUCGACUGCACUGACCGCAGGCGACCAACUGUGAACCCCACCCCUUAAAUUCCUUGGGAAUUUUGAAAGUCCCCUUCCUGUUUGCUCGGUGACACAUGCAGUGGUCUCAGUGCAUCUUUCCAGGUGACCUUGCUUGGAGCAAUGCCGAGCUGCUGGGCCUCAUCAGCAUUUGGGGAGAGGAGGCUGUCCCCUUCCAGCUAUGCUCUAGUUGUAGGAAUUAUACUGAUGGACAGAUUUCACGAUGCAUGAGAGAAAGGGGCCAUGACCGGGACACACUGCAAUGCAGGGUCAAAGUGAAGGAGCUGUGGAACGCCUACUCCAUGGCAUGGGAGGCAAACCGCCGCUCCGGUGCUGCACCCAUGAGCUCCUGGUUCUACAAAGAGCAGGAUGUGAUAAUCAGUGGUGACCCGCCCUCCACUGUGAAGGCCACUGUGGAUACUUCAGUGGCUCACAUGCCAGUCGAGAGUGGACCAAGCCAGGAGGAGGAAAUCCUGGAUAAGGAUGUGGAAGCGGAGGGAUCCCCAGAGGAAGAGGAUGAGUCAGAGGUCAGAUAUGCAUGCAGCCAGGAGCUCUUCUGUGCCCCGGAGAAGGAGAGCCAGCCACAGCUGUCAGAGCUUGGUGAAGCGCAAACAGGAGAGGAGGCCCCUGAUAUGCCCUUGGGAGCCAGCCUCCCUCUUUGUUAUCACUGGAAAAACAGCUGCUGAGAAUUAGAAAGCGGCCAUGAAGAACUAAAGAGAACUUUCUGCAUGAGGUCAUGAUGCACUCCGCGGCUGAAAAACAAGAAUUAAAGGAGUGGCCGGACAGCGAGAAGAGGGACGUAAAGGAGAAUGGUGCGCCAGAACGAAGCCAUGGAGGGGCUCUUAAACGUUAAGGAGCGCCAAGCAGACUCACUCCUGGUGCUACUAGCACUGCAAACCGAACAGCUCCGUGAUUGCCCUCCCCUGCAUCCGCAUCCCCAGACGUGCAUCCCCCAGACACCGCCAACAGACUCUUAGCAACCUCCUGGCUCCAGUCUGUACCCGCUGCCUUCCACUCCUGCCCCAUCCCAGUCCAGCCCUGCGGACGCCCAGUACCCACUGCACUCAACACCCGUCCCUCUGUAUUCCUGAUGAAGUACGGUACCCCCUGCACUGUACUCCAAAGAAUAAGGUUGCAUAUGAUACCUGGGCAUACACAAAUCUUUAACCGUCCCUGGACCCCACCUCCUCAUGGGACCCUCCCUUCCCCCAUCCCCCACAGUGCUGAUGUGGUGGUGUUGUUUUUCCCUCUCCUCCGGUGGUUGCUUUUUAAUAAAAGAAUAGUUUUGGUUUGAAA
Messenger RNA from Caretta caretta (loggerhead turtle), 8911 nucleotides. The record is from RefSeq and is a predicted model, not a curated record. Lineage: Eukaryota; Metazoa; Chordata; Testudines; Cheloniidae.